AUGGAAUUAUCACAGAUUUUUUUGCUUAUUUUGUCGCUGGUUCUUUUUGUAUAUCUGUGUAUUUGUAAGCUCAGUCUGAGAGAUAAAUCUCUUGUUGCAAUCAGCAAAUUUGCUUUUAAAAACCCCAGGCUUCCACCAGGCAGAACAGGCUGGCCUCUUGUAGGUGAAACUUUGGAGUAUUUCUCCAAAAUUCAACAGGGUGUCCUUGAAAAGUUUGUAACAGAGCGGAGGAACAAGUACUCCUCCAAGAUUUUCAGGACAUCAUUGAUAGGUUACCCCAUGGCUAUCUUAUGUGAUGCUGAGGGAAACAAAUUUCUGUUCUCUAAUGAGAAUAAAUUUGUCAAGCAUUGGUGGCCAAGCACAAUUGACAAGCUCUUUCCCAAGUCAAAUAAUAAGCCUAACACUGAGCACACAAAAGCGUUGCAUAAACUCCUGACUUUCAUUCUCAAGAAAGAUGUUUUACGAGCAUAUGUUGGUGUCAUGGAUGCAAUAAUGAAGCAGCAUUUGCAGAUCUAUGCCGAGUGCAAACUAGUGAAGAUUGGUGAUAUGGCGAAAACGUACAUAUUCAAAUUGGCAUGCAUUACAUUCUUAGGCAUCGACAAUCAGGGAAAGAUUGAUGAGCUUGAAAAGGGUAUAGAAGAGAUAGCAACUGGUCUUCAUUCAAUGCCCUUAAAUUUUCCAGGAACAGCUUUGAAUCGUGCCAUCAAAACAUCGAAGCUGAUGCGGGAAGAGUUUGAGUCAAUGAUUAGGCAAAGAAAGAUUGAUCUUUCGGUGCAUAGUUCAUCUUCAGCAAAGGACUUCGUGUCACACAUGCUUUUAGCAACAGAUGAUGGUGGCCAGUUUUACAGCGAAGCCGACAUAGCUUGCAUUUUAGUAGGUUUAUUGCAAGGUUCCUACACAACCGUUCACAACACAAUUACUAACAUCAUGAUGUAUCUUACAGAGUUUCCUGAUGUUUAUAACUCGGUCCUACGAGAGCAAAAAGAAAUUGCAGAUCUAAAGGAGCCAAAUAACAUAUUAUGUUGGGAUGAUUUGAAGAAGAUGAAGUAUUCAUGGCAAGUUGCAUGCGAAGUUUUGAGACUAAAACCACCAGUACAUGGGGCAUUCAAAGAAGCUAUCACUGACUUCAACUAUGCAGGAUAUACAAUUCCAAAAGGAUGGAAGAUUCAUUGGAUCGCACACGCCACACACAAAAACCCUGAAUACUUUCCUGACCCUGAUAAGUUUGAUCCAUCAAGAUUUCAAGGUGAUGGUCCAGCUUCUUACACUUUUGUCCCAUUUGGGGGUGGAGCACAUAUGUGCCCUGGAACCGAGUAUGCAAGACUUGCAAUACUCAUUUUUCUGCAUAAUGUGGUGAACAAGUAUAGAUGGGAAAAACAAAUUCCUGAUGAGAAAGUACUACAUUAUCCAUACACAAGACCGGCUCAUGGACUUCCAGUUCACCUUUAUCCUCACAAGCCUUAA
This is a messenger RNA of Coffea eugenioides, 1464 nucleotides long. RefSeq names its product dammarenediol 12-hydroxylase-like. Gene Ontology annotation, molecular function: oxidoreductase activity, acting on paired donors, with incorporation or reduction of molecular oxygen; monooxygenase activity; heme binding. The coding region runs from base 1 to 1464 and encodes 487 amino acids. Gene Ontology annotation, biological process: sterol metabolic process. NCBI's taxonomy places the organism in Eukaryota, Viridiplantae, Streptophyta, Magnoliopsida, Gentianales, Rubiaceae. The transcript is spliced from 3 exons. The record is from RefSeq and is a predicted model, not a curated record.